Messenger RNA from Striga hermonthica, 1155 nucleotides. The record is from the annotation of a GenBank genome assembly. NCBI's taxonomy places the organism in Eukaryota, Viridiplantae, Streptophyta, Magnoliopsida, Lamiales, Orobanchaceae.
AUGACGUGGACAAGGGGUCCCACAAUCGGCCGGGGCUCCUCCGCCGUUGUGUCCCUAGCCACCGGCGCCGACGGCGACAUCUUCGCCGUUAAGUCUGCCGAUCUUUCAUCUUCCGCCUUUCUGAGGAGGGAAGAAACUCUGAUUUCCCACCUCUGCUCCCCUCACGUCGUCAAGUGCUUGGGCUCAGACACAACCCGCGAAAACGACAGACACAUUUUCAAUCUGUUCCUGGAGUAUGUUCCCGGCGGCACGCUCUCCGAUCAGAUCAGAAAACGCGGCGGCGCGCUCGAUGAAACCGCGAUUCGCUCCUACGGCCGCCAAAUCCUGCUGGGGCUGAGCUACCUCCACCAGCAGGGGAUGGCCCACUGCGACAUCAAGGGCCAGAACAUCCUGGUCGGGGACGCCGGCCUGAAGAUCGCCGACUUCGGGUGCGCGAGGUGGGCGGCCCACGGCGGUCCCGGCGCCUUCUCCGGCACGCCCGCGUACAUGGCGCCGGAGGUCGCCCGUGGCGAGGAGCAGGGCCUCGCGGCGGACGUGUGGGCCUUCGGCUGCACGGUCGUCGAGAUGGCCACCGGAUCCGGGCCCUGGCCGGAGAUGAAGGAUCCGGCGGCGGCGCUAUACAGGAUCGCGUUCUCCGGAGACCUGCCGGAGACACCGGACGGAUUGUCCGACGCGGCCGGCGACAUGCUCGCUAGGUGUUUGACGAGGGACCCGAGAGAGAGGUGGACGGCGGCUCAGCUCCUGCAGCACCCGUUCUUUGAUUCCGUUGAGGAGGAGGAGAUUGAGUGUCGGGAAAUUCAGGAGCUAAUAAGAAAGUCUCCGACUAGUGUGAUGGAUCAAGGGAUUUGGGACUCUCUGGAGGACUCCCAAUUCUCUGAAACUCCGGCUGAAAUCGAAUUAAAUUUGAUUUCCCCGGCCGACCGGGUCCGGGCUUUGGUCGGAGGUCAUUUUCCGGCAAGCUUGGCGUUUUCGGGCUGGGCAGAUGGGGAAGAUUGGAUCACGGUCAGAGGCAACGAAGUUCAAAAUUCUGAAGAUUUAUUCCAAAAUUCUUCCGAAAAUUCAAUUCAAAACUCUGAAGAUUUAGCAGUGGAAGAAGUCGUGACGGUGGUCGAACAAACUGAUUUGGUAAAGAUAUUCAAGUCACUAUUCAUUUGA